AUGGCGCUUCGCUCGCCGGAGCUGCGCUUCGCCGCCACCACCGGGCUCGGCGCCCUCUCCCGGCCCAGUCGUCUCGUGCCCUCCCCCCUCGCCGCGCUUGCUUCCCCGCGCCGACGCCGCCGCGGCCCGUCUCCGUCCCCUUCGCCCUCGCCCUCCGACUCCACCCCCUCCACCGCCUCCGCCGGCGACGCGGAGGGGCCGGAGUGGAAGAAGGUCAGCGCGAAGCGGUUCGGGUUCAAGGAGUCCAUGAUCCCCGACGAGGCCUGGAACGUCCUCCACCGCCUCCGCAGCAGAGGAUAUGAUGUAUACCUGGUCGGUGGUUGUGUUCGAGAUCUCAUAAUGAAGAAAAUCCCAAAAGAUUUCGACAUAAUAACGACAGCUGAUCUUAGGCAGGUGAAGGACACCUUUUCAGGAUCAGCUGUUAUAGUAGGAAGGCGUUUUCCCAUAGUUCAUGUACAUGACAAGAAUUCUAUUGUUGAGGUGUCGAGUUUUAAUACUUAUGCUCGAGGAUCAAGUGGCAAUCAAAUGCACACUUCAAAGAGCCCACAUUGUAGCAAGAAUGAUUAUAUUCGCUGGAAAAACUGUCAAGGGAGGGACUUCACUAUAAAUGGAUUAAUGUUCAAUCCGUAUUCAGAAAAGAUCUACGACUACUUGGGAGGCAUCGAAGAUAUUAAGAAAGCUAAGGUCCGUACUGUUAUUCCUGCUGGCACUUCAUUCCACGAGGAUUGUGCUCGUAUUCUACGUGCAAUCAGAAUUGCAGCUCGAUUAGGGUUCAGCUUUCCCAAAGAAACAGCUUAUUAUGUGAGAACUCUUGCCUGCUCUGUGGCAAGACUUGACAAGGGAAGAUUACUCAUGGAGGUUAAUUAUAUGCUUGCUUAUGGUUCAGCUGAAGCUUCUUUAAGGUUGCUUUGGAGAUUUGGCCUUCUUGAACAUUUAUUGCCCUUUCAGGCAGCAUAUUUUUCUUCAACUCGUUUUAAGAGGAAGGAUGAUGGGACCAACAUGUUACUGGUCCUAUUUUCUAAGCUGGAUAGUUUUCUUGCACCUAACAGGCCAUGCCAUAAUAGUUUAUGGAUAAGUAUUUUAGCAUUUCAUGAGGCAUUGGCACGGGAACCACGGGAUCCUUUGGUGGUGGCUACUUUUGCACUAGCUGUGUACCUUGGAGGUGAUCUGCCAUUGGCAGUGGAUAUUGGACAAUCAAUCAACCGUCAACAUGAUGCUGGUUUUCCAGAGCUCUUGGAACCACAGGUGUGGAGCAAUAAACAGUUGGUAGCUGAGGUCAAAGGCCUCGCCACUUCAAUGAGACAGGCACUAACUGAAAUGACCGAUGAGUAUUUUGUUGCAAAUGCUAUGGCGAAAAUCCCACAAGCACCAUCUUCAGAUCUUGUAUUUAUCCCACUACAAGCGUACCUGAAGGUUCUCAAAUUAAUUGAGCGCGUUCAGCAUGGAAAAAAGGAGCAUGGUUAUGAACCAAAAAGUGAUGGAAAUAUCGAUUAUCAAAAUUUAUAUCAGGGUUCUUCCGCUGAAAUAAGAAAUCUCUUCACACUGGUUGUCUUUGAUACGAUAUACCCCCCGAACCUGGAGAAAGAAGAUGGCAGCUUUUGAAGAUGAGACUUCGUGGACAGGAUAAACAAUUCAGGGCCUCAUAAGGGACUUGUGCUGCCUGCAGCUUAUGUUCUGAACCUUAGGAUGGCUUGCUUCAGAUGAGCUUCUGGAGCUUUUCAAGGUUGAGCCGGUCUAUCAAGUCAUGACAGAACAGCAGAUCUUAUUGCCGCGUCUGAUAAGGAUAAUCUCAGCUUCCAUGGUCAUGGAAGCUGUGUUAAUCAAUCGCCAUAUGGUGCACACAUUGCUGCCACAUGGCAAAGGCGCAGCCUUUUCUGGGCGUGUCUCUUUCUUCCCAGAUUAUCCCGAGUCAACAUUUAUUUGUGAACUGUUUGAAAUGCUGUUUAAUUAUUAUUCAUCUAAUUUCAACUGAUUUUCUGAAAUGUAUUUUAUCCCGAAGGGGAGUUGGUGCAAAAGCUUUGUGCUCUUGGUUUC
This is a messenger RNA of Lolium rigidum, 2034 nucleotides long. RefSeq names its product poly(A) polymerase I-like. The record is from RefSeq and is a predicted model, not a curated record. Gene Ontology annotation, molecular function: RNA binding; nucleotidyltransferase activity. Bases 1 to 1602 code for a protein of 533 amino acids. NCBI's taxonomy places the organism in Eukaryota, Viridiplantae, Streptophyta, Magnoliopsida, Poales, Poaceae. Gene Ontology annotation, biological process: RNA processing. The transcript is spliced from 13 exons.